AUGGGCCGCACAGCGGAAAAGCGAAAGUUCCAUCACAAGUCCAAAGCAGGCUGCAGGACCUGCAAAAUCAGAAGGGUUAAGUGCGAUGAGACCAAACCACUUUGCAAUCGCUGUCGCAGGCUCGGCAUCACAUGUGACGGCUACCAGACCCUAUCAGCCAUUGAUGAUAGCCAAUUCGACAGCGCCCUCGAAAGACGGAGCUUCUUCUUCUUCCGCGACAAGACGCUGCCCGAGCUGGACAGCUUUGCGAAGUUCAGCUUCUGGGACCGCAUGGUACUCCGACAGAGCUACGAUGGCUGCGCCGUCAGGGCUGUUCUUGCCGCUAUUGGAGCAACUCACGAAGCACUGGAGACAGAAGCAGCUUAUGCUGGCCUUGCAUCAAGAUCACCUAGGCUUGCUAGCGUCUCUGCGAAGAGGAGAGAGCGAGAUCAUAAUCCAGCAACCGCGAUCAUGACCGCAGAAUCUCGGAGCGUCAUCGAGGCCAAUGAAGCUGCGGCAGAGCUUUACCAUCGAGCACUAUCUGUCACAUCUCGCACCCUCUUCACAAUGAAAAUAAGUGACGUUUUGAUGAUCACAAUUCUUCUAGCAUUUCUGGAGAAUAUCCAAGGGAGUAGUGGCUCAGCGAGUCGUCAUCUGGGAGCCGCCCGCAACAUCCUUCGAGAGUACCGGAGAGCGCAACGAGUGUCUUCGCCAGGAAACGAAACGAAUGUAGAGGAUUCUCAUGCAUCACCCGAGUAUGCGCGGUCGAUCAUGGUUGAGGAUGUACUGGCUCCGAUAGCUAUGGAACUCUGUGGUCUGCAAGCAACGAUCUACGAGAAUGCUCUUCCUUCCGACGCCGGUUCUUACAAAGGCGGCCCGGAUAAUCCCUUCGAAUCGUUCCUCGAUGCCUCGGAUCAUUUUCACCGUACAGCACAAAAGAUUUCUGAGUGUUUACCAAUCGACACUCUGCCCGACCAGGCCGUCUCCUCGCCAUAUUUUCGCCUGCUUGAGUAUUGGUAUCGCAAUUUUGAAGCGUUCCUGAGAUCACCUGCGUCGGAGUGCAAUUGCCCGUGGCCACGCAAUCAUGCACAUCACUCCCUAGGCGCCGCUUAUCUCGAGAUCGAGUAUCUUCUUGCCAGAGUGAAUCUCUGGGUCGCCCUGGCGCCAGACUGCCGCAAAGCUACGGCUAUGGAUGACGAGAUUGUUUCAGGCGCAUGGCCGCGCAUUGCAGUAUUAGCAGAGCAGAUAAUGCGUGUCUUACGAGCCACGCCUGAGGAAAUGUCCGCCCGAGGUCUAUUCACCACCCGAAAGUGCUUGGGUUUUCUCACAAACCACGUCCUUGGCUGCUUCCAGCUUGCAGAGGGCUGUCGCGAUCCAAAUCUGCGGCGCAAGGCAGUCGCCAUUCUCAGAGCUUGGCAUUUGAAAGGCAGGUGGGACUCGUAUGUUGUUGCCGAUAUGGCUGAAGCCUUCAUCAAAUACGAGGAAAACCUGGCUUUGCAGAUGCAUCGACGCCAAAUCAUCGCAUCUAUCCUCGCUCGUCCAGACGAUAUCCUGCCGGCAUUUAGGACCAAGAGCGUAGUUGAGCACUCCUCAGACGUUCCAGAAGAAGCCCGAUGCUGGUUUGUCACAGAUGUGCUUUUCGGAGAGUCCGGUGUGGAUGGGGCGUGGACGUUGCUUCAUGAUAAUUUGGCUUCUUGCAAGUCAAUGAAAGUGGUAGUCUUGAGGCGCGUGCAGGCUACUAACGAGGAAUGCCUACUUUGCGACGUCCACGAUUCUACGGGCGAUACGGAUGCGCAGUCAACGCUCAUCGAAUGCAGUCACCAUCUCGUGGCUGUCAAGGAAACGCUCUUCCUCGAUAGAUUUUCUGGUCACGUCCUUCAUCGUACGCAGAAGCAUGACAAUACCUCCAUCGUAGCCACAGACCUGACUUCAACCUCAAUCGCUGGCGCCGAUCCAGUAGGGAGGCCCGCCGGACCAGUUUCUGCUCCUCCUCGCAACGUCGCCGGCUUCUUCCCACAACUUGAGAAGAGACCAGUUCCAGCUCCAGACCCACAAGCUCUACGAACGUCAGCGAGUGCCACAAGGAGGCCUUCGGACAGUUCCGGAACAAAUCUGUGGUCCCGCCUGCGCGACUCUCGUAAUCCAUCCCGAAUGUUCCGAGACAGGUGCCUGCGCAUCAUGCAUCCGCCAUGCGAUCGUCUCAGUCACGAGGAAGAGAUUGUCUGGCGAUCUCGGAGGGCAGGCAGCCCAUCGAAGGCCUUGUCAGCUAUUCCGGUAGUUGCUGACCGAAUGAGUAAUGAGAAACUUCAUCGCACUGCCUUCGCGGCAGGCCUGCGUGUUGAACCAACCAAGCAAAUAAAUGGCACAAAAGGUCGACCGGCCAGCACCGGCGGCUUGAUCGAGAGGAAGAUGGGCCCACUCUACUUCACUGUCUGA
Cyphellophora attinorum is the source of this 2415-nucleotide messenger RNA. RefSeq lists its product as uncharacterized. The coding region runs from base 1 to 2415 and encodes 804 amino acids. Gene Ontology annotation, molecular function: zinc ion binding; DNA-binding transcription factor activity, RNA polymerase II-specific. NCBI's taxonomy places the organism in Eukaryota, Fungi, Ascomycota, Eurotiomycetes, Chaetothyriales, Cyphellophoraceae. Gene Ontology annotation, biological process: regulation of DNA-templated transcription. The record is from RefSeq and is a predicted model, not a curated record. The transcript has a single exon.